Messenger RNA from Erinaceus europaeus (western European hedgehog), 2864 nucleotides. Its product is annotated as keratin, type II cytoskeletal 1b. The record is from RefSeq and is a predicted model, not a curated record. Bases 100 to 1848 code for a protein of 582 amino acids. The transcript is spliced from 10 exons. Gene Ontology annotation, biological process: keratinization; intermediate filament organization. Lineage: Eukaryota; Metazoa; Chordata; Mammalia; Eulipotyphla; Erinaceidae. Gene Ontology annotation, cellular component: keratin filament. Gene Ontology annotation, molecular function: structural constituent of skin epidermis.
GAGCCAGUUUGCCUACCAGAGGAGUCCCAUCUCCUUCCCUCCCUGCUCUCUGCCUCCUUCACUUUUCUUCUGUCUGUUUCUCUGGAGGCUCUAGCAGCCAUGAGCCGCCAGUUUAGUUCUCGGUCGGCCUUCAGUUCUAGGAGUAGGCAGGGACACCGUUCUGGCUGUUCUGCGGGCUCUGGUGGCGGGGCCCAGACCACGGGGUCUGUGUGUCGGAUCCGAGGGAAGUGUGGUGGUGAUGGGUAUGGGGGCCAUGCCAGGGACUUUUCCUCUAGGAGCCUCUACGAUCUGGGUGGCAGCCGGAGCAUCUCCUUUAACCUCAUGGGGAGAAAUGCCAGUGGCUUCUGCCAGGGAGGGACCUCUGGAGGGGGCAGAAGCUUUGGGAGUGGCAGCUAUGGAGAUGGUAGCUCUGGGGGCCACAGCUUUAGGGGUGCUGGGUUUAGAGGUAGCAGUUUUGCCCUUGGGGGCUUUGGCCUUUCUUGUCCCCCCGGGGGCAUCCAAGAGGUGACCAUUAAUCAGAGCCUCCUACAACCGCUUCACCUGAAAGUGGACCCGGAAAUCCACAGGAUCAAGACCCAGGAGCGGGAACAGAUCAUGGUUCUCAACAACAAGUUUGCCUCCUUCAUCGACAAGGUGCGAUUCCUGGAGCAGCAAAAUCAGGUGCUACAAACAAAAUGGGAGCUGCUGCAGCAAGUAAACACCUCGACGCGAAGCAACAACCUGGAGCCCAUCCUGGAGAAAUACAUCAACGAGUUGCAGAAGCAGGUGAAUUUUCUCAACGGAGAGCAGAUGCGCCAGAAUUCUGAGGUGAAGAACAUUCAGGAUGUCGUGGAAGACUACAAGAGCAAGUAUGAGGAAGAAAUCAACCACAGGACCAACACUGAGAACGACUUUGUCGUCCUCAAGAAGGAUGUGGAUGCUGCUUAUAUGGCCAAAGUGGACCUGCAGUCCAAGGUGGACACCCUGUUGGGGGAGAUCAGUUUCAUGAAAUAUUUAUUUGAGGAGGAGCUGUCCCAGAUGCAGACCCACAUCACUGACACCAAUGUCAUCCUGUCCAUGGACAACAACCGCUCCCUGGACCUGGACAGCAUCAUCGACGCAGUCCGGGCUAAGUAUGAAUUCAUCACACAGAAGAGCAAGGAGGAGGCUGAGAGUGUAUACCAGAGCAAGUACCAGGAGCUGCAGAUCACAGCAGGCAGACACGGAGACGAACUUAAGAACACCAAGGUGGAAAUCUCAGAGCUCAACCGCACCAUCCAGAGGUUGCAGGCCGAGAUUGGCAAUGUCAAGAAUCAGAUUGAUCAUAUGCACGAGGCCAUCUCCGAUGCAGAGGAGAGAGGGGAGCAAGCCCUCCAGGACGCCAAGCACAAGCUGCAGGACAUGGAGGAGGCCCUGCAGCAGUCCAAGGAGCAGCUGGUGGAGUUGCUGAGAGACUACCAGGCGCUGCUGGGAGUCAAGCUGUCUCUGGAUGUGGAGAUCGCCACUUACUGCCAGCUGCUGGAGGGAGAGGAGAGCAGGAUGUUUGGGGAGCUGCAGAGCCACGUGAGCGUCUCUGUGCACAGCAGCCAGGUGACACUCGGAGGAGGCAGCAGCAGCGGCCGUGGCUCUGGAGGUUUCAGCAGUGGAGGCGGAGGCGGAGGCGGAGGUUACAGAGGGGGCAGCUCCAGAGAGGUUGGGGCAGGUGGGGGCAGCUACGGAGGGGGCUCCCGAGGGGGCGGGGGCAGCAGAGGCUACAGGAGCAGCAGCCGGAGUGGCAGCAAGUAUGGGGGUGGGAGCAGUGGAGGCUCCUCCCGCCUGCAGAUCAUCCAGACUUCCACCAACACCUCCCACAGGUGGACAGUGGAGUAGAGCCAGGUCCACCACUCCUGGGCUCGCUCCUGUCCCCUCCCCGGCCUCCUUCCUCAGUCCUUCCCACUUAGCCUUUUCCUGAUGGGUCUCAGCAGAUUUGUCAAUAAGAUUUGCUCUAAAUAGGGAAGCAGGUGGCAGCCCCCCCCCCCCCAAUCAAUGAUCUUUGUUUACAUUUUUUCUUUUUUAAACCAGAGCACUGCUCAGCUCUGGCUAAUGGACACAUGUCAGGUUGGUAGGGGGACUCCUGAGCUCGGGUGUUCCUGCUUCAUGUUCUGUCAUCCUUACUCUUAUGUUGACGGAGCGAGUGGAUUUGUAGACAUACAAAUAAGGCCCAGCUGGCCUUGACUCUGAACCCCUGUCUCAAGAAGUCAUCCCCUGUGGAGUGAGGAUUCAGGGGGGAGUGUUUCAUAGUGCAGGAGUCCUUGUGUCCUGAAAGGACUGUUCCUAGCAAGAAAGGGAGGAGUUGAUGGGCCAACUCCUAACAGUUCUGUCCUUCGGAAGUCUGGUCCUUCCUGGUCUCUGCUCCAUGAUGCCCCCCUGAGCACUAUCCAGCAGGUGGGCACAUCCCACCUCAUCUGUUCUGGCUAGGUUGUCCUGAGGUUGUCUGAGGCCCAGGCUUAGGUCUUGGGAGGGUUCCAUUCUGAGUCUUCGAGGAAGCUGCCCGCCAUUUGCCAAGUACUGCGAUGCUCUUCCCUACCCCCAAACCCUAAAGACCCUUCUGCUUCCUGUCCUCUGUGACUCUUCAUUUUGGGCCUUACACAAGCUGCUUGAGAUGAGGGGACAAGAAAGAGAAAGCUCUGGCCCACUGACAGCAUGGAGAAAGGAAAAGGGCCUUCCUUCUAAGGCCACAAACCACCUUCACACGCUCCUGAAGUCCCAGCACAAUUCUGAGGUUGUACCUCUCUCAGCAUUCUGGGUGGGCUUGUCAGAGGGAAUGCUGUGACUUCAUCGUUUCCUGGUUGAAGGGCUUGACAUUUCUAGGGUUUCUACAAUAAAUGUUUUUCUGUGAUCACAAA